AUGAACAAGGAAAAACCAGUACCUGAUAAAUGUGAGAAAUAUGAAAACCAGCGUAUGGUAGGUGGCUCUAUUAGGGCUGAUGGUUCUGUUCGCAAAACUUAUAAGAUUCGACCAGGGUAUACGCCUCCCGAAGAAGUUCAACGUUAUGUACCCCGAGCUAAACGAUUUCAAGGAACUUCUGAGCCAAUAAAAUCUGGAAAAAUUACUGUAAAGAACUUGGAGGAAUUUCCUGCUUUAGGAAGUAAAUCUUCUGAAACCAAGCUAAAAGACAAGCAUGAAAAUACCAAUGAAACUUUGGAGAGGAAUAAUACCAAACAGCUACGCACAGAAAAUAUAGAUAAACUUAUGGAAGGGCUUUGUAUAUCACAAUCUACUGAAAAAGAAGUUAAUAAAAAGAGCUUGUAUAUACCACCUUGGAAAAGAAAAAGUCAGUCAAAGUAA
Messenger RNA from Magnusiomyces paraingens, 441 nucleotides. RefSeq lists its product as uncharacterized. Gene Ontology annotation, biological process: exon-exon junction complex disassembly. Gene Ontology annotation, cellular component: cytoplasm; exon-exon junction complex. NCBI's taxonomy places the organism in Eukaryota, Fungi, Ascomycota, Dipodascomycetes, Dipodascales, Dipodascaceae. The coding region runs from base 1 to 441 and encodes 146 amino acids. The transcript has a single exon. The record is from RefSeq and is a predicted model, not a curated record. Gene Ontology annotation, molecular function: RNA binding.